AUGUUACCGUGGUUUAGUCUAAAGGUGAUAUUGAUUUUUGUUCUAACUAGAGUAUGUGAAAGCUCAAAAAAGGUUCGUUUGAUUGAUGUUUCAACGCUUACUCUAUACAGGGACAAAGUCACUACUGGAAGAAGAUCUUCUCCAAUUCCACAGAUUCAGUGUGUUGGAGGAUCAGCGAAAGGGCAGUUCCAACCGAAAGUUGUUCAGUGUUACAAUAGAGGUUAUGAUGGUUUUGAUGUACAGUGGGAAUGUAAAGCAGAAAUGAGCGAUCAGUAUGAAUUUGGUGAAGCAAUUUUCCAAUCGCUGUUACAAUAUGAAAACGAAAAUAUUCGUAUAUCUUGUGAAGGAUAUGACUAUCCAGAUGAUCCAUAUAUUCUGCAAGGAUCAUGUGGACUGAAGUACAAUUUAGAAUAUAGUCAUAGAAAAAAAGGCGACGACACUCGAAGUGUUCCGCCAUAUGAAGAAAACUUUGACUCGUCACUGGCCGUCUUGUUUUUAUUAUUCUCUAUUGAAACUCGCGCUGAUAAGUGGAUUCAAUAUGUUGGACCAGUCCUUGUAGAUGCUUCUAGAAGUACAGAUCAUCUUUCAUUGCAUAAGACAUCUAAAGGGAAUCAGAGAUGGGAUGGAGAUCAGGGACCACCGCCUCCACCUGGUAGUGGACGACCACCUCCUCCAGGUUUCAAGAAUUUCACUCGCCCGCCCGACGCCCCUCCGACAUAUGAUGAAGCUUUUUACGGUUGUUCUAAUACGCGUUCGCAAUCCAGCGGGCCUGGGUUUUUUUCUGGUUUGGGCUUAGGAGGCUUGGCUGGAUAUAUGUUCGGAAGAAACCAAAACAGUUGUUUACGCUGUUUACUGGCAGAUUUCAGUGAUAACAGUUUCUUCCGGAAUAGGAGGUCAUUCGAGCAAGAUUAUAGUUAUAGAGCUUCUUCUGCAGGACCUUCGCGUCGAACAACAUCAGGUGAAUUAAGUUAUGCAUCACAUUAUCUUUAUGUUUCGCCAACAUCUUGUAAUAGGAUACAUUUUAUAGUGAUUUGGCCAGACGGAACGGAGGUAGCAAAUGUGAUUUGUGAUAUUAUUUUUCUGACACAAGAAAAUCCUUGA
Molecule: messenger RNA, 1101 nt
Organism: Thelazia callipaeda (thelaziosis nematode)
Lineage: Eukaryota; Metazoa; Nematoda; Chromadorea; Rhabditida; Thelaziidae
Source: the annotation of a GenBank genome assembly